Glycine soja is the source of this 2025-nucleotide messenger RNA. Its product is annotated as E3 ubiquitin-protein ligase MARCH7-like. The transcript has 9 exons. NCBI's taxonomy places the organism in Eukaryota, Viridiplantae, Streptophyta, Magnoliopsida, Fabales, Fabaceae. Gene Ontology annotation, molecular function: zinc ion binding. The record is from RefSeq and is a predicted model, not a curated record. Bases 202 to 1629 code for a protein of 475 amino acids.
AUUUGUGGCAGAAGUGAGAAUAUGGUAAAGGUGACAAGUUAGCGGGUGACAAUAAUGGCCGUAGCAUCAAUCCUUAAAUAGUUUUUUUCUUCUUCGGAGCAAUUCUAACUAAAACAGUGAUGGUAUCAUAGUUGUUGAGUUCAGUCUUGCCCCUUCUCUUCACGAAUAGUAUCGUUUUCAUUUCUUCUGAAUCUGUCUUUGAUGGACAACGCAGCUGCUGAACUUCAAAGUGUGGCAGCAGAUCCUGCUCUUCUUCUUCACCAUCAGACUUGUGCUGGAAAUGGGAUUGGUGACAGUACCUCCUUGAUUCCAGAAUCCUCCAGAAGACCAAGCCUCUCCUCUCUGCAAAUACCAGCGUUGUCAGUGGAAAAUGCAUUAUCUUCUUUUAACAAGACAGAUGGUCCUAUAUUGAUAUCAAGUCCAGGUUCCAGUAGAGGACUGCCCCCAAGGCCAAAUUCAGCCAGAGUCAUCAAGUCCACUAUGAAAACUUUACUCUCUGAAAGGAGCUUUAGGGCUAAGAAUUCUUCAAUGGAUAGUGAAAGGACAGUUCUCAUUAUUCCUGAUGGCUCACCAUCAGAUGGUCCUGUGGAUAAUAAGCCUUCGACUUCGCGGUCCCUUUCUCUUAACAAGAUUUUGUUCUCUUCCUCAACAAAAGCAGCACAUUCAUUGCCGGUUACUCCAACUGCAAAUUCAGGUCCAGAGAAUGUACAUGGAAGACAUCUAGGGUGUGAUUCUGAUUUAAGUAAAAUGAAAGUAAAUCAGCACAUGACUCGAUCAGUUUCGGUUCCAGUUAAUAUCAAAACUGCUAAUUUAAGGCAUACAGAUUCUAGAAGGCUGGUUCGUGUAAUUUCAGUAAGAUCACUACCAGGAACUAGUGGCAGCAUUUCAGCUGACAAUGCUUCAGGAUCAGAGAUUGUCAAUGAAGAUGCUUCUGAGGAUAUUCCAGAGGAAGAUGCAGUUUGUAGGAUUUGUUUGGUGGAGCUUGCGGAAGGAGGGAAUACUCUUAGGAUGGAAUGCAGUUGUAAAGGUGAGCUUGCACUUGCUCACCAAGACUGUGCAGUAAAGUGGUUUAGUAUCAAAGGAAACAAGACCUGUGAUGUCUGCAAGCAGGAAGUCCAAAACCUUCCAGUAACACUCUUGAAAAUUACUAAUCCUCAAACUGUUACUCGGCAGCCAUUGAAUGCACCAGAACCACAACAGAGAGAAGUAACUUCUUACAGGAUAUGGCAGGAUGUAUCAGUACUUGUCUUGGUCAGCAUGCUUGCAUACUUUUGUUUUCUUGAGGAGCUACUGGUUUCAGAUUUGGGCACUCGUGCACUUGCCAUUUCAUUACCUUUCUCCUGUGUUUUAGGUCUCCUUUCAUCUAUGAUUGCUUCAACCAUGGUGAGCGGGAGUUACAUGUGGGCUUAUGCUUGCUUCCAGUUUUCAAUUGUCAUCCUGUUUGCUCAUGUGUUUUAUACUAUACUUAAUGUUAAUGCCAUCCUCUCAGUCCUUCUCUCCUCAUUCACUGGAUUUGGGAUUGCAAUCAGCUUGAAUACGCUGCUAACAGAGUAUGUUAGAUGGAAAACAAGAAGACAGAUUCAAUCUUCUACGGCACGGCAGCAGCGCCGUGAUCAUGCACUGCAGUAGCAAAAACAUCAAUGACAGUGUCACCAACUGCAAAGGCUGCAACAACAGUGACAGUAGCUCCUCCAGCAAUAGUUGAACACCAGUAUUUUGCAAACAUGAAGCAUUUUUUGGUCUCUUAUUUGUUUAUAGUUUAGAAACUACAAAGAUUUGGCCUUUCCAAUUUGGUGUGAACCAAAAUAUAUGAUGAAUGAAUGAAUCCAUCAUGAGCAGCAAUAUGUAAACUGCGAAUACAGGAUAGGAAUGUUUUUGUUGAAUAUUUUUUGAAAGGGGGUUGAGGGCGUUUAUAUGCUUACAAUAUAUAUGGUUGUCAUGUAUUUUUUAUCAUUAGAUUCUUGCAUCAAGAUUUGUACUAUAAUAAUUUGAAGAUAAUUGACUAUUUCUUGAAUCGGACAUAAA